Eruca vesicaria subsp. sativa (arugula) is the source of this 369-nucleotide messenger RNA. The record is from the annotation of a GenBank genome assembly. NCBI's taxonomy places the organism in Eukaryota, Viridiplantae, Streptophyta, Magnoliopsida, Brassicales, Brassicaceae.
AUGGCUAUGUCUAGGGUUUUCUUUUCCGAGCUCAGGUUUUCGGAGGCUAGGAAUGUCAAUAAAGGUGGGGAACUGAUCAGUCUCGACAUGCUUUUUCUAGAUGAGAAGACGAGAGAGAAACCAUGGCAGAGCUUUGGCAAACUUUACACUCUCAAUAAUCUAUUUAGGGAAGGAGCGGUGUACAAGCUUAGUGUGUUCGUCGAUGCUAGAAACAACAACCACUUCAAGUUAGCUCAGGAAGGCUCAUCUUCCACUUCUUCAAAGUAUGGUGUGCUUCAGAAACUUGAAAUUGUCGCACUCUCCGAGUUGAACUGCUAUGUCCUCAACUCCUCUCACAGGCGGUGGAGUUCAUGUGCAAAGCUGAGGUAG